AUGGCACUGGCUGCAUUUUGUAUUUGCAAAGAGAUUGAUGGUCUCAAUAAAAAUGGUGCUAGAAGAGAUUUUCUCACUACGUUAGCUGAUACAUUGGUUCCUCCAAAUAUUGAAAACCGAAUGAAGAACCCUCACAUCAUCAAACAGUUCAACACUCGUUUGGCAAUGAAAUCGUAUUUUGGAAGACCACUAAAUCCUCCAGUAGUAGUUCCUAGCUCAAGUGGUGCUGAUACUCUGCUAAAGAGAAAAAGUUGUAAGCUCUGUACAUUGGGAGAUGAAAAAAUUCGACGACUAACUCGUUUUUUUUGUUCCAAGUGCUCGAAUCCGGUAUGCCUACAACAUUCGAAAUCAGAGUAUAUAUGUUUUAGUUGCUUACCUGAAGCUGUGUAA
Molecule: messenger RNA, 390 nt
Organism: Lucilia sericata (common green bottle fly)
Lineage: Eukaryota; Metazoa; Arthropoda; Insecta; Diptera; Calliphoridae
Exons: 2
Coding region: 1-390 (129 amino acids)
Source: RefSeq, a predicted model, not a curated record